Molecule: messenger RNA, 583 nt
Organism: Brassica oleracea var. oleracea
Lineage: Eukaryota; Viridiplantae; Streptophyta; Magnoliopsida; Brassicales; Brassicaceae
Product: high-light-induced protein, chloroplastic-like
Exons: 3
Coding region: 100-450 (116 amino acids)
Source: RefSeq, a predicted model, not a curated record
ACGGACGAAAUGCAUCUGAACUAAACGGAGCACAUCCACAAAAACCAAGACUCAUCUUCCUCCCUCGUCUUUCUCUCCUUCGCCUCCAAAGAAAAAAAAAUGGCGAGCUCGCUUCUCACCUCGACGCCACUGUCCUCAUCUUUCUUACCUAUUCCUCGGAAGCUGUUUGUUCAUGGACAUUGUCUGAGCCAAAGAACUCUCGGGUAUGGCCGGAAGCAAUCGUCUCUCUGUGUUCGUGCCGCAAAACUCCCUCAAGGGGUGAUAGUGCCAAAAGUGGAACCCAAGUUCGAACCAGCGUUUCUGGGAUUCACAUUUACAGCUGAGAUAUGGAACUCUAGAGCUUGUAUGAUUGGUCUCAUCGGAACUUUCAUUGUUGAGCUGAUUUUGAACAAAGGAAUACUUCAAAUCAUUGGUGUUGAUGUUGGAAAGGGGCUUGAUCUUCCUCUCUAAUUUUGCCAUUCUUCUUCUUUACAAGCUUCUUUUUCUUAUUUCUUAUGGAAUUCAACAAUCUAAGAGCUUUCUUACAAGUUAUUAAGUUUUCAGCAUUGCAUAUAAACACAUACUGUGAGAACUGUUCUGAUUC